CGCGCUUUGCUCGCCAUUUUCCCAUCUUCUGAAGCGAGAAUCUGUCUAUUCUAGUGUCACGGUGUCAUACAACACUGUCAGGUCAUCAAUUAAUCGUUGCCGGAGACGAGCUGAGCUCUUAAUAGAGUUUUAAACUCGGUUAGCUUCUGCUGGCGCUCCAAUAAAAAUGAACAUUUUCAGGCUAACCGGCGAUCUCUCCCACCUAGCAGCCAUCAUCAUCCUGCUGCUGAAGAUAUGGAAAACCAGGUCUUGUGCCGGUAUUUCUGGGAAGAGUCAGGUCCUGUUUGCCUUGGUGUUCACCACUCGCUACCUGGACCUGCUCACCUCCUUCAUCUCUCUCUACAACACCACCAUGAAGAUCAUCUACAUUGGAUGUGCGUACGCCACUGUGUACCUGAUCUACCUGAAGUUCAAGGCGACUUAUGACGGGAAUCACGACACCUUCAGAGUGGAGUUCCUAGUCGUCCCUGUUGGUGGACUGGCUUUCCUGGUUAACCAUGACUUCUCUCCCCUGGAGAUUCUGUGGACAUUCUCCAUCUACUUGGAGUCGGUGGCCAUCCUGCCUCAGCUUUUCAUGAUCAGCAAGACUGGUGAGGCCGAAACCAUCACCACCCACUACCUGUUCUUCCUGGGACUCUACAGAGCCCUUUACCUCAUCAACUGGAUAUGGAGGUUCUACUUUGAGGGAUUCUUUGACAUGAUCGCCAUCGUUGCCGGGGUGGUGCAGACCAUCCUUUACUGUGACUUCUUCUAUUUGUAUGUAACAAAAGUACUGAAAGGAAAGAAGCUGAGUCUGCCAGCUUAAGUGCCAAAGAGGAGUGUUUUGGCAGACUCAUAGAGGAGGGUCGGAGGGGAGGAGGAGUGGAAGUGGACACCUCUGACAACCCCAACGCACCCUCCACCACCGCUUCCUCCUCUUCCCCUCCCGCCAGUGUAAGAUGCCUGAGACAGAGAGCGAGUGGGAGCUGCUGGCUUUCUUCUGAUCCAGAAUCAGUGGAAUCCGAACCCCCUGCAGAGGCUGCUCCACAGCCUUUGGAUUUCUGUUUGAUGCAUCUUGCCAUAACCUUUUUUUACUACUCUGUAUAAAGGAAGAAAAAAAAAGCAAGAAAAGUUUUCUACAGAAAAAUGUGUAAGAUUUGACACAUUGGUGAAUAAGAGAAGACGUAAAAUUGCCUCUGAUUUGGCAUUGUAUGAUAUUGAAGUGGACUUCUUGUGGUGGGAUAUUAUUGACGGAAGCGUUUGUAAUAGUAUUUGCAAUCGAAAUAAAUGUGCAUUGUUUUUCCUGAAUCAAUUUGGGGAGGAAUUUGUUGAAUCCUCAGAACUUUGGUGGUCAAUUUCUUCAUGUUUUUCUCUUCUAUUUUUGACCACUAUGCAUUCCCAUGUAUAAGGACUAUCUAUUUUAGUUUCCCCUUGGUAGAAUAUAAAUUCAAUAUAGAUGCCAUUAUUUAACAUUCUCUUAAAAAAAAAAAAAAAACCUCAAAUGUAACACUUAAAUUUUUGUUCAAAUGCCUCCAA
Messenger RNA from Chelmon rostratus (copperband butterflyfish), 1515 nucleotides. RefSeq names its product ER lumen protein-retaining receptor 2. Gene Ontology annotation, molecular function: ER lumen protein retrieval receptor activity. The record is from RefSeq and is a predicted model, not a curated record. Gene Ontology annotation, biological process: protein retention in ER lumen; endoplasmic reticulum to Golgi vesicle-mediated transport. The transcript has 5 exons. The coding region runs from base 167 to 805 and encodes 212 amino acids. NCBI's taxonomy places the organism in Eukaryota, Metazoa, Chordata, Actinopteri, Chaetodontiformes, Chaetodontidae. Gene Ontology annotation, cellular component: cis-Golgi network; endoplasmic reticulum; membrane.